UUAACCAAACCCUAGCGCCUCUACUUUUCUCUUUUUACCCGCCUCCUUUUCCCUUUGUCAAUCUCGCCGUCGAUUUAAAAUGGCCGGCAAAGGUGAAGGUCCGGCUAUCGGAAUUGAUCUCGGCACUACUUACUCUUGUGUCGGCGUCUGGCAGCAUGACAGGGUUGAAAUCAUCGCCAACGACCAAGGAAACAGGACCACGCCGUCGUAUGUGGCUUUCACCGACACCGAAAGGUUGAUCGGAGACGCCGCUAAGAACCAGGUGGCGAUGAACCCGAUCAACACUGUUUUUGAUGCCAAGCGAUUGAUUGGUCGCAGAUUUUCUGAUGCUUCAGUUCAGGGUGACAUGAAGUUGUGGCCAUUCAAGGUCACCCCUGGCCCAGCUGAGAAGCCUAUGAUUACAGUUUCGUACAAGGGUGAGGAUAAGCAGUUCGCUGCUGAGGAGAUCUCUUCCAUGGUCCUUAUCAAGAUGCGUGAGAUUGCUGAGGCUUACCUUGGUGCUACCAUCAAGAACGCAGUGGUCACUGUUCCUGCAUACUUCAACGAUUCUCAGCGUCAGGCGACCAAGGAUGCCGGAGUCAUUGCUGGUAUCAACGUCUUGCGUAUUAUCAACGAGCCUACAGCAGCUGCCAUCGCUUAUGGUCUUGACAAGAAGGCCACCAGCGUUGGUGAGAAGAAUGUGUUGAUCUUUGACCUUGGAGGUGGUACCUUUGAUGUCUCUCUUCUCACCAUUGAGGAGGGUAUCUUUGAGGUUAAGGCCACAGCUGGUGACACCCAUCUUGGGGGUGAGGACUUCGACAACAGAAUGGUCAACCACUUUGUCCAGGAGUUCAAGAGAAAGAACAAGAAGGAUAUCAGCGGCAACCCCAGGGCUCUUAGGAGAUUGAGGACAUCAUGUGAAAGGGCGAAGAGGACCCUCUCAUCCACUGCCCAGACCACCAUUGAAAUUGACUCUUUGUAUGAGGGCAUUGACUUCUACUCAACCAUCACCCGUGCCAGGUUCGAGGAGCUCAACAUGGACUUGUUCAGAAAGUGUAUGGAGCCAGUAGAGAAGUGUUUAAGGGACGCCAAGAUGGAUAAGAGUACGGUCCAUGAUGUUGUGCUAGUCGGUGGAUCUACCCGUAUUCCCAAGGUUCAGCAACUCCUCCAGGACUUUUUCAACGGCAAGGAGCUUUGCAAGAGCAUUAACCCAGAUGAGGCCGUUGCAUAUGGUGCUGCAGUUCAGGCUGCAAUUCUCAGUGGUGAGGGUAACGAGAAGGUUCAGGACCUUCUUCUAUUGGAUGUCACCCCUCUAUCUCUUGGUUUGGAAACUGCCGGAGGUGUCAUGACUGUCUUGAUCCCCAGAAAUACAACCAUCCCAACUAAGAAGGAACAAGUAUUCUCUACCUACUCUGACAACCAGCCCGGUGUGCUCAUCCAGGUCUAUGAAGGAGAAAGAACCAGAACCAGGGACAACAACUUGCUCGGAAAGUUUGAGCUAUCUGGAAUCCCCCCAGCUCCCAGAGGUGUGCCUCAGAUCACCGUGUGCUUUGACAUUGACGCCAAUGGUAUCUUGAAUGUGUCAGCAGAGGACAAGACCACCGGACAAAAGAACAAGAUCACCAUCACCAACGACAAGGGCAGGCUCUCAAAGGAGGAGAUUGAGAAGAUGGUUCAGGAGGCAGAGAAGUACAAGUCUGAGGAUGAAGAGCACAAGAAGAAGGUCGAGGCCAAGAACGCAUUGGAGAACUACGCGUACAACAUGAGGAACACCAUCAAGGAUGAGAAGAUUGGCGAGAAGCUCCCAGGGGCAGACAAGAAGAAGAUCGAGGACGCCAUUGAAGCUGCCAUCCAGUGGCUGGACAGCAACCAACUCGCGGAGGCCGAUGAGUUUGAAGACAAGAUGAAGGAGUUGGAGAGCAUCUGCAACCCAAUCAUCGCCAAGAUGUACCAAGGUGCCGGACCCGAUGGUGCUGGUCCAGUUGAUGAUGAUGUUCCAGCUGGAAGCGGCGGUGCAGGGCCCAAGAUUGAGGAGGUCGACUAAGUCAAUUGAUUUAAUAAGCUUCUGAUGGAAGGGUUUAUCUUUUGUUUUUGGGUUUAUUAAUUAGGCGGUAUGAUGAACAAUAUCUAUGCUUUAAUUUCGGAUUUUGCUCUGGUAGUUGGUCAGAGCUUUUGGUUUUAAAUUUGCGGAACUUAUAGGCCCUCUGUUAUUUUCCCCUGGUAGUUUGCCCUGGGGCCUUUUUAUUAUAAGAUUUUGAACAAUUCGAUGCUAA
Argentina anserina (silverweed cinquefoil) is the source of this 2252-nucleotide messenger RNA. Its product is annotated as heat shock 70 kDa protein 1. Gene Ontology annotation, cellular component: cytoplasm. The record is from RefSeq and is a predicted model, not a curated record. Lineage: Eukaryota; Viridiplantae; Streptophyta; Magnoliopsida; Rosales; Rosaceae. Bases 80 to 2023 code for a protein of 647 amino acids. The transcript is spliced from 2 exons. Gene Ontology annotation, molecular function: ATP-dependent protein folding chaperone; ATP binding.